Paramecium sonneborni is the source of this 759-nucleotide messenger RNA. The record is from the annotation of a GenBank genome assembly. NCBI's taxonomy places the organism in Eukaryota, Ciliophora, Oligohymenophorea, Peniculida, Parameciidae.
UUAUUUUUAAAUAAUUGAACAACUAUGAGUGAUUCAGAUGAUGAUAUUUUUAAAAAGAAGAAGCCAAGCAAAAAGAAAAUAGAACAAUAACAAAAGUAACAAUAACAAUAACAAUUACAAUAAUAACAAAAAUAACUUAAACAAGAACUAAACUAACCAGAUUUACAAUAAAACAAUCCAAAACAUCCUAAAUUAGUUAUUUAUUGUGUAAUAUGUACAUUACCUGUUGAAUUCUGUACAUAUUCUAAGGCUCCAUAAGAAUGCAAAGAAUGGUUAAAAACAACAUUUAAAGAUCUUUAUGCACUCUUAUAUCCUGAAGAUCUCAAAUUAGAAUAAGAAAAAUAGGCUGCUCUACUUUUACAAUAAUAAUAAAUAGCUCAAUAAUAAAUAUUAUUAUAACCUCCAGAAAAAAAGAAAAAAAAGAAAGUCAAAGUGACAGAAAGUGAUAUGGUUUAUAUAAAAGUUAAAGAAAGAAAUAGAAAUAAAUUUAUAACAACCUUGUCAGGAUUAGAAAAACACGGUAAAUAAAUUAUUUCAUUUUAUAUCAGGUCUUGACAUCAAGGAAACUUAAAAGAAAAUUAGUAAAAAAUUUGGUUGUGGUUCAUCAAUCAAUGAAAAAGGAGCUAUUGAAUUAUAAGGAGACCUAAGCGCAGAAUUAGAGGAAUGGCUUCCAAAAGAAUAUCCCUCUAUUAAAGAAGACAUGAUUGCAAUUCAAGAAAAAUGAGAUUUAAAUCUGAAAUAUCUAUAUAUUUUAAAUAU